Molecule: messenger RNA, 3497 nt
Organism: Heterocephalus glaber (naked mole-rat)
Lineage: Eukaryota; Metazoa; Chordata; Mammalia; Rodentia; Bathyergidae
Gene: Elavl4
Product: ELAV like RNA binding protein 4
Cellular component (GO): ribonucleoprotein complex
Molecular function (GO): RNA binding
Source: RefSeq, a predicted model, not a curated record
CUGUUCAGUUGUUCUUAUCUACAUCCUAGAAUCAGAGGGUUUCAGCUCACUGCUCCUUUUCUUUCUUUUUUUUCUUUCUCUCCCCGCCCCCCAAAUAAUUGAUUUACUUUACAAUCAUCCACACUGUGUUUUGUGGAUCUUUAAAUAUAUAUAACAAUCGUAGUCAUUUAAAAAAUAUAUUCUGAAACCUUUCCAAAUUUUAAGAGAAGAGUCGAAGCUCUGCAAGACCCAAUAUUUGCCAAUAAGAAUGGUUAUGCCUUCUGGAAUCCUACAGUUGACCUGAAGCCAAGAAGAAAGGUCUGGUGAUGUAAGAAGUGGAGCCACUUAAAGUUACUUACAUGAUGAUAAUUAGCACCAUGGAGCCUCAGGUGUCAAAUGGCCCGACAUCCAAUACAAGCAAUGGACCCUCCACCAACAACAGAAACUGUCCUUCUCCUAUGCAGACAGGGGCAGCCACAGAUGACAGCAAAACCAACCUCAUCGUCAACUAUUUACCCCAAAAUAUGACCCAAGAAGAAUUCAGGAGUCUCUUUGGUAGCAUUGGUGAAAUAGAAUCCUGCAAACUCGUGAGAGACAAAAUUACAGGACAGAGUUUAGGGUAUGGAUUUGUUAACUAUAUUGAUCCAAAGGAUGCAGAGAAAGCCAUCAACACUUUAAAUGGACUCAGACUCCAGACCAAAACCAUAAAGGUCUCAUAUGCCCGUCCAAGCUCAGCUUCAAUCAGGGAUGCUAACCUCUAUGUUAGCGGCCUUCCCAAAACCAUGACCCAGAAGGAACUCGAGCAGCUUUUCUCACAAUAUGGUCGGAUCAUCACCUCACGAAUCCUGGUUGAUCAAGUCACAGGAGUGUCUAGAGGGGUGGGAUUCAUCCGCUUUGAUAAGAGGAUCGAAGCAGAAGAAGCCAUCAAAGGGCUGAAUGGCCAGAAGCCCAGUGGUGCUACAGAACCGAUUACUGUGAAGUUUGCCAACAACCCCAGCCAGAAGUCCAGCCAGGCCCUGCUUUCCCAGCUAUACCAGUCCCCCAACCGGCGCUACCCCGGCCCACUCCACCACCAGGCUCAGAGGUUCAGGCUGGACAAUUUGCUUAAUAUGGCCUAUGGCGUAAAGAGACUGAUGUCUGGACCAGUCCCCCCUUCUGCUUGUCCUCCCAGGUUCUCCCCAAUCACCAUUGACGGGAUGACGAGCCUUGUGGGAAUGAACAUCCCUGGUCACACAGGAACAGGCUGGUGUAUCUUCGUCUACAACCUGUCCCCUGAUUCUGACGAGAGUGUCCUCUGGCAGCUCUUUGGCCCCUUUGGCGCAGUGAACAACGUCAAGGUUAUCCGUGACUUCAAUACCAACAAGUGCAAGGGAUUUGGCUUUGUCACCAUGACCAACUACGAUGAGGCAGCCAUGGCCAUUGCCAGCCUCAACGGGUAUCGCCUGGGAGACAGAGUGUUGCAAGUUUCCUUUAAAACCAACAAAGCCCACAAGUCCUGAAUUUCCCAUCCUUACUUAUUAAAAUAUAUAUAUAAAUAUAUACGAACAAAACACACACAUGCACACACACUUACACAAAGAAAGAGAAACAAACUUUUCAAGGCUUAUAUUCAACCAUGGACUUUAUAAGCCAGUGUUGCCUAAGUAUUAAAAUAUUGGAUUAUCCUGAGGUGUACCAGGAAAGGAUUUUAUAAUGCUUAGAAAAAAAGAAAAAAUAAAUAAAAAAAUACCUUUGAUGCAUUGAAUGUUCUUUCAUAGCUGUCGUUGUUGAAUAUAAUAUACAUAGAUAGCAAUGUGCAGGGAUUUUUACCCAGCCAGCUAACUUUACUACCUUCCUUGAAGGUGGAUCUUUUUAAGAUGACCAUUCGCUCAUUUGAAGAAGAAAAACAAAAAACAAAAAAAAAUAAUAAAAACAAUUUUUACAAAGUAAUGGAAUUCAGAGAAAGAAAAAAGAUUUUUCUUUUUUGUCAAAAUGUUGAUCCAAUCAGAUUGGUUUAAGCCCCCACACAAAUUUAAGAGAAACAAUAAAAAUUGCAAAAAUGAAAAAAAACUUUUGCAAAUUUUUUUAUUUUCCCUUUUUUCUUUUAUAUCAUGUGAACUAAAACAGUCUUCUGUUAGGGGACAGGGGCAAGGGGGAUACCUGAUGACAUUAACAAUUUAAUAACAUUAACAUUGUUGCCAAAGAGGUGGUCUCUUUGCUGAAAAUGGGUUUCAAGAAAAAUCUAUUUUUAUAAAAUAUAAAGAAUUUUUACAAGAGAAUCUGGAUUUGAGAAAAAAAUAUUUUGACUGGCUAAUUUAGGGGAAAUUGACAACUUUGUCGCGUUCAUACUGCACUGGUAACUUUUUAGAGAUCAAGAUGUGUGUUUUAAACUGGAUUCGUAGACUGUUUUUUGAAGGAUGGGCUAUAAACAGAUGAUCUUCAUAUCUUUUCAUAGCAUGUAAUAAUAAUAAAAAAUAUUAAUUACUAGGGGAAAGGAGUGUUUGUUCUACCCAGGGUACCACAGUUCCCCACAGUCAAAACCCAAAAGCAAGGAGAUGAGUUGAAAGACAAUUUUUCUUUAAGUCAUCAGUAUGGGAUGUCAGCAGAACAAAAAUUAAAAAGAUUAAUUUUCUUUUUACUCUAAAACUUCCUUAGUUUGAGCAGUAGGUGCUACAAAAUUAUUUACAUAUCUUAGUAUCAUAGUUAAAUGUAAUGUGUUUAGGAGAGGAAAACAAAAGAUACAUUUGCUUUAAAUUAAUUAAGCAAUUUUCAGAUUCACUUUGUAGCCCAUACUGAUAGGAUUGGGCUGUGUUGGUACAUUUGAAACACUGUUUAUGUUGCUUGAAAACACUUAUUUAUUUAAUCGCCGAUGUGAUGAUGCCUAUGGCCGAGAUCAAAUAUAGCUAGAUUGGCUAGACUACUUAUUUGUUUACUUAAACUAUGGGAAGAAGCAUAUUAUUGUGUCAUUCUGUUGUGUGUGUAUGUGUAUAUAUAAUAUAAAUAUAUAUAUAUAUAAAGUUAUUUUUUCUUUGGGUUAAUUUAUUAUAAGUUGUAACACUUGGCUAGUUUUGUUUGUAUAUGUCUUAAAAUGUUUUCUUAUGAUAUUUAAGUGACAGUUAAAGAGGUAUCAAGGUAACUUGUGUAGAACUAUUGUUUGAUAUAUUGUCAUGUUUGUUGUGAAUAUUUUUUCUUACUGCACAGUAGAAAAAUAAAAGCAACUGGUCUUUAUUUUAAUGUAAUUCAGAUUGGGAAAAACAAAACAGAGCUAAGGGAACAAAAUGACUGCGGGAGCACUCUCCCAAGUCCAGUGCACUGAUCAUUUUAGUAUGUUUGUGCUUUGUACGGUUAUAUAUUUAAAACAAAAACAAAACAAAAAAAUACAAGAGUUCAUGCUCUUCCCUGGGUAAUAGAAACAGUUACUCGCUAUGCAUAAUCUAGUUGAUAGUUAAAUUUGCUAUUGCUUUUCUUGUCUUGUUAUAUAAAAUCUUUUCAAUACAAGUUUAGUCUUAAUGGUAAUAAAAUGUUAUGGUUAUUUAUAA